UGCUUCCACCUCUCGGCGCCGCGCCGCCCCCACCGUGCGGCGCCGCACCGCCCCCACCUCCCGGCCACGCACCGCCCCACACCUCCUAAGGGACGCCCGCCCCUACUCCGCCUGGCCAAGCGACACCGCGCCACCGGCCUGCUCACCGGCGAGGCCCUCCUCCCCCACUACCGCCAUGGUCGUUCGACGCCAUCACUGCAGGCCGUUCGAUGCCACCACCGCAUGCUGUCCUCCUCGGCAAAGAGCGUGACCGGUGGCCGCUUGAGGCCAGGCUCAUCUGCGCCGCCCACGACGGUAGCGUCCGCAAAAUCAAGAAGACCGCAAAGGAGCUCGAUGUGCAUGGGCACGGUAUCCCGGCGACGGUGGCCAGCACCACCAACAUGGGAAUGAACAUGCUGGACAUCAGUCCAAGUAGAAUAACGGCCACCAUCUUCACCAAGCGCUGCACAUCCAUCCAAGUCGAGUACAUACAACAGUCCAAGGUCACUCGUCUAAAGUCAAGGGUCCACGACAUAUGUUUCAGAAGAUCAGUACCAUCAUUACAAACAAAUCAGUACUAUCAUUACAAAAAGGAGGUUCAAAGACUGCCGUGUAGCAAGUUCAAGAGUUUAGUUUUGUGAAAAAAGUGAUCUCUUGGUCAGGAUUUCCUCCUCGGCGACGUACACUCAUUCAUGCUCCACCGGGUUUCGUCCUCCUCCCCUGUCCCUCCUUCCCCCAUCGCAGAGACGUCCAUGCCUCCUUCCAUCAUCGGCAAGGGAGCAGGAGGUGCUCCAGCAGGCGUCCGCCGGCGAAAUCUGCAGGCCAGCCUCCAUCUUCCACCUCUCCUACUCUCCGUUGGUGCAGCAGCGCCAUCAUGCAGUUCGGCCGCUCCUGGGCGCACGAUUCAUGACAAAAUUCGCACCAUACAUUAUUAUUAUGUCAUUUAUUUUCAGCAACUAUUCAAAUAGUUUGUACAUUCUGAAUUGCAAAAAAAAAUAUUGUACACUUACAUGUGAUAAACACAUUUACCUUAAUAAUUGUCCCCAAUAAGCAGCCAGAAAGCUUCAUCUUGUACAUAUUUCUUACUUUCUAUCACUAUCAGUUCAAGUGAUCAAAAUGGUAUAAAAAACAAGUUGAAUAUUCCUCGUUUUGUGUCUCUUUGGAUCCAAAACAUUUUCAAUUCUAGUGUAGCUUGCUAUAAGAAAAUAUAACUUCACUGUGCAAAAGCUCAAUGGUUCAAAUGCGAUUUGUAAUUCACUGUGCAAAUGAAAUAUAUAAGUUCAUAGUAGUCUCGGUUGAGUUUAUUGCUUCAGUUCAAUUUCUAAUUUUGUUCAGUUCAAUAUCCAGUUUUAGUUUAGUUCAGUUCAAUUCUUAUUUUUAGUUUAGUUAAGUCAACUCUUAUUUUUACUUCGGCUAUCUGAUGUAUUCCCCAUGUUAUUUGAGUAACCGAAAAGUGCUUCAUUUUCAUGCUUCUAAGAUACUACUCCUCCGUAUCUAACUGAGCUUCAGCGUGCUUCUUUCUGUCUUAGUACUAAUUUUCUUUGCCAUCAUAUAUCACAAGAUAGUACUGUUUGUAUCCUACUAAUAGUUUCUAGAAACUUGAUGAGUUAAUAAAUGAAUAAUUUCUUGUUGCAAGUCUGGUCUCAUUGUCCAUGCUAUCUUGUUAUGCUUAUUAAGAUUGUCCAUGCCAUCUUACUCUAGUUGGUAAAUGAGUGAAGAACUUUUUGAUAUUCCGAGUAGGAAAAUUUUGAUCACAUAGCUAGUAGUAACUAAAGAGAGUUCAGUUUGUUAUCUUAGUUAAGUUCAAUUUCUAAAUUUUAGUUAACUUAAAUUAAGCUCUAUUUUUAUUUUUGGUUCAGUUCAAUAAAACAAAAAAUGGAGGUUCAGAUAUGGCGCCGAGAUAGGUUCAGAAAAUGGGGGCAACAACAACGGCAGUAGCAACAUCGAAGAGCUGGAGAUGAGCAAGUUAGGUACUGGCAAUGACAUCGACAAGUGCGAGAUGGCGGCCGCUGACGUCGCUAAAUCCCUCUUGAAACAGGUGGUUGGCUACUCCAAGCGGUAAAUGUGGUCGGAUUUAGUAGCUAGCUCUUCCUCGAGCAACCAUUUGGAUAACUUUAUUGUGUUCUUGUGGUGGUGAUUGAUUUUAGGAUCAGUGAAGUUGAUGUUGGUAGCUAGCUUGCGUAUGAAACCAGCAAAUUCAAUAUUGGCAUUAGAUUCAGUUCUUGUACAAAUGUCCCAGUGUUCACAUUUAUUUGGGUAAAAGUUUAUUUUAGUUCAGUUACA
Messenger RNA from Triticum dicoccoides, 2262 nucleotides. RefSeq lists its product as uncharacterized. The coding region runs from base 210 to 620 and encodes 136 amino acids. The transcript has 6 exons. NCBI's taxonomy places the organism in Eukaryota, Viridiplantae, Streptophyta, Magnoliopsida, Poales, Poaceae. The record is from RefSeq and is a predicted model, not a curated record.